UUGUACAGGAAUAUAAUACAACUUUCUGCACAUCACAGCUACGAAUCCAAGCCAAGAACUACUCACGGAUAAAAUAAGUCUUCAAAAACUAGCAUGCGAUAAAUAUUUACUUUAUUUUCUCACAACGGUUACGUCAUAAAGUUUGCCCUGGUGUCGCAGGCAAAAGCAAAAGAUCGAGAACCAUAAAAGUACAGACGAAUACGGCAACUUCUGCAUCAAAGUAUGUCUGGAAUCACCAGUCCUCGUGUACUGCAAUAUCUGUGUGUAGUUACUGUACCAGAUAAGAAAAGGAGUGAUUCCUAAAAAUCAGAAUUUAGAGGUUUUUAAAUCGAUCUGCGAUAGAUGUAUUAGGUCUGACUCAGAAACAGCGGGUCGAGGAAGAAAACACAAGCUAGCAGCUCUACGUCGCAUUUCAGAGGAUCCAGCACCGUCUCUGGCUGCUGGUCAUGGGUUUGACCAAACAGUACCUGCGCUACGCUGCCAGCGCCGUGUUCGGCGUCAUCGGCAGCCAGCGGGCCAACAUCGCCUACGUUACUCUUCGUGGCGGGGAAAAGGGCCGCUACGUUGCCGUGGCCGCGUGCGAACAUGUCUUCAUCUGGGACGUUCGAAAAGGAGAAAAGGUCCUGAUCCUGCAGGGCCAGAAGCACGAGGUGAGCUUCCUCUGCCCGUCUCCGGACGGCGUUCACGUCGCCGUGGGUUACGAGGAUGGCAUGGUGCGGAUCUUCAACCUGCUGAGCGGAGAGAGCAACGUUUCCUUCAACGGACACAAGUCCGGUGUCACGGCAAUGAAUUACGACUCUCUGGGCGCGCGGCUCGUCACCGGCUCCAAGGACACAGACGUGAUCGUGUGGGACAUCAUCAACGAGUGUGGACUGUACCGGCUGAGGGGACACAAGGACAUCAUCACGCAGGCCUUGUUCCUCAAAGACAAGAACCUCCUGGUCUCAAGCUCCAAGGACAGCUUUGUGAAGUGGUGGGAUCUGGACACGCAGCACUGCUUUAAGACCAUGGUGGGCCAUCGCAGCGAGGUGUGGGGAAUGGUUCUGUUGGACCGGGACAACAGGCUGCUGACGGGUUCGGCCGACAGCGAGCUCCGCGCCUGGGACAUCCGCCGCCUGGAGGAGGGAAAGGCUGAGGGUGAGCCCAGAGUGAAGAAGGGGAAAACUCUGCUGGAAGAUGAUGAGGAUGAUGACGGUAAAGAAGAAGAGGAGGAGGCGGAGACCGUGGAAGAGCGCAUCCUGAGCUGUCAGAAGGCCGGCUCCAUCCUGAGAGAAGCCAGAGAUCGGGUCGUUUCGCUGACAGCAGACUCCAAGGCCAGAGUCAUCGCCUGCCACGGAAACGAUGCGGUACUGGAAGUGUUCACGGUGCUGUCUGAGGAGGAAGUGCAGAGAAAAAUGAACAAGAAGCUGAAGAAAGCCAAGAAGAAAGCAGCCAAAACGCAGGAAGGUGCAGGCGAUCAGACGGCAGAGCCGGUGGUGGAGAGAACGCUGAAGGACGAGAUCAUUAGGCUGACGAACAUCAAGGCUUCUGCGAAGAUCAGGUGGGCGGACGUCCUGUCGUGUGCAGGCGGAGAGCUGAAGGUGGCGCUGCUGCUUCAGAACAACACCGUCGAGACCUACAGCCUGAAGACCUCCGACAAGAACCCGGCGGCCAAUAAGACGUCCCGGCUCACGCUGGGCGGCCACCGCACCGACGUCCGCACGCUGGCCUUCAGCUCCGACAACCUGGCCGUCCUGUCGGCCUCCGGAGACACGGUCAAAGUCUGGAACAGGUCCACUCUGCAGGUGAUUCGCACCAUGGCGUGUGAGUACGCGCUCUGCUCGCUCUUUGUGCCCGGAGACAGACAGAUAAUCCUGGGAACGAAGAGUGGGAAGCUGCAGAUCUUUGAGCUGGCCUCAGGAAGCCUUCUGGAAACGGUGGACGCCCACAGUGGAGCUGUGUGGUCACUGUGCGUGGCACCGGAUCAGAGGGGAAUUAUCUCCGGAAGCGCUGAUAAGACGGUGAAGUUCUGGGAGUUUGAGCUCGUCAGAGACAAAGAGACGGACCAGAAGCGGCUGACGGUGAAACACACUCGCACGCUGCAGCUGGACGAAGACGUUCUGUGUGUGAAGUUUUCUCCUGACCACAGACUGCUGGCCGUCUCUUUGUUGGACUGCACCGUCAAGGUCUUCUACACAGACACCCUGAAGUUCUUCUUGUCCCUGUAUGGACACAAGCUGCCGGUCCUUUGUUUGGACAUCACACAUGACAGCGCUCUGAUCGCCACCGGCUCUGCAGACAGGAAUGUAAAGAUCUGGGGUCUGGAUUUCGGCGACUGCCACAGAUCUUUGUUCGCUCAUGACGACAGUGUCAUGUUUCUCCAGUUCGUCCCCAAGACUCAUUUGUUCUUCACCGCCGGGAAGGACAAGAAGAUCAAGCAGUGGGACGCUGACAAGUUUGAGCUCAUUCAGACCCUGGAGGGUCACCAUCGGGAGGUCUGGUGUCUGGCCAUCAGCCCCAACGGAGAUCACCUGGUGUCGUCGUCUCACGACAAGUCCCUGCGUCUGUGGGAGAGGACCAGGGAGCCCAUCAUCCUGGAAGAGGAGCGGGAGAUGGAGAGAGAAGCUGAAUUUGAAGAGAGCAUGGCCAAAGGAGACGCACCUGUGGUACCAGGAGAGACGGAGGGAGAGGCGGCACCGGCUGGGAAGAAGAGCAUCGAGACGGUGAAAGCUGCGGAGCGAAUCAUGGAGGCUCUGGAGCUUUACCGAGAAGAAACCAGGAAGUCGGAGGAGCACAAGUAUUUCUGUGAGAAAGCUGGGAAAGAGUUGCCUCCUCCUAAACCCAACCCUAUCCUCGUUGCCUUUGGAAACGUUACACCGUCCCGCUACGUUUUAGACGUCAUAAGAAAAGUCAGAUCCAGUGAGCUGGAGAUUUCUCUGCUGGUGCUGCCGUUUCCUUACGUCCCUGAGCUGCUGAAGCUCUUCAGCUCCUACAUCCAGCAGGGCCUGGAGGUGGAGCUCGUCUGCCGCUGCCUGUUCUUCCUUCUCAAGAUCCAUUUUGGUCAGAUCACCAGUAACCAGAUGUUGGUGUCCGUCAUCGACGAGCUGAAGACCAAUACGCUCUCCAAAGUCUGCCAAAUCAGAGAUGUGCUGGGCUUCAACAGCGCCGCCCUCCAGUUCCUCCAACGGGAGAUCGAGAGCAAAGAGGACGUGAUGUUCUUCGCCGAUGCCACGGGCCAGCUGGAGGAGAAGAAGAAGAGGAGGAGGAAGAGGGAGCGCGCUGUUCUGACUAUCGCUUAAAUUAAAGAACGUUUUUGGUGUUUUGAUACAAAUUUCCUUCCAGCUUUAAUUCAGGCUCGGACCAGGUGUAUUAGUUUUAUAUGUUGUGAAACCCUGACAGGAUGUAGCUCAGUGGUAAGCAGUGACAUGCUUUAUUCCCCAAAUAAACAGAGUCUGAAGUUUUCUCACACAGCAUCGUUUGUAACAAGUAAAUCCUGUGUGGCUGAGCGAGCCAUCCGUGUGCACACUGCAGCCGCUAUAAAACGCAGUAAUGUGCGGUCAGGUUUUUAAUGGAUCCAUGUCAUGUUUAAAGCCGCGCUGCGUUCGUGAUCACCACGCACAGAGGACACGUUUGAUUUAGGCUGGUUCCGCUUCACAAGCCUACAGGGAGGCGUUCAGGUCCCGUCAGACGGUCUGGGAUGUGGCAGCAGUUUAGGAGGCUGUCGACGGUCCUGAGGUUCAGCUGAGUCAAUAACUUUCAAGUUUAUUUCAGCAAUUCAUUUUUUAAAAGGGAAACUCAAAUAUGGAUUCAUUACAUACACUGAUUCACUGUAAAGGCGACUUACUAUGCUUUCUUGACAGGUCAGGAUACAAUAUAUAGCUGUACAAAACAUGUCCAUUGCCUUUUUUUUUUUUGGACAAAAUUAUUCUUGGAUGAGGCUUUAGUUUAGUCAGUUCUGCCUAUUUUCUAUUUUGAGCUUUCAGAAUGAUCUGUUUUAAGACCUCCAAGCUGCUGCUUGCUACGUUCCCCAUCACAUCUACACUUGCAUUUGCAAUUAUACAGCUGUACAGCUUUGAAAAGCAGAAGUAGAGCCUCCCGUACAACCAUCAGGAAUGCAGCAAGUGGUUUCUGGAUAGUAAGUCAACAACCAAAUACUUGUCUUUUUCCAGCAGCCGUUGUACAGCUCAUACAGCGUUAAAACCAGCUUAAUAAAGUCCGGUCCCAAAACUCACAUUUCCACAAUACAUUACUGCAUGUGACGUUUUGAAUUAAAAGGAGAAAUGCCUUUGUUUUUGUCUUUAUUGAAAAUUUUAAGAAAAUGGUACAAGGCACACAUCAGUAACAAAAGUUUGACAUGAUAAACUGUGCAGAAAAAAGGAUAAAUGAAAAAAAUAGUUACACUAAAUGUGUGGUAAAUAAAACAGAAAAUGUUGCAAAAUUUGAGAGGAUACAAAUUUUAAGCUAUCAGCGUAUUAGUAUUAACAUUGGGCUUUUGUGUUGCAAUAUUUAAGCACUUCGUUAAAUAAAAGUGUCUCACUUAAAUAUUAAAGAUGGGGGGUGAUUUUUAGUAAACAUUUGUGAAU
Poecilia latipinna (sailfin molly) is the source of this 4562-nucleotide messenger RNA. It is a transcript of the gene wdr3, whose product is annotated as WD repeat domain 3. The record is from RefSeq and is a predicted model, not a curated record. Bases 447 to 3278 code for a protein of 943 amino acids. Gene Ontology annotation, cellular component: small-subunit processome; Pwp2p-containing subcomplex of 90S preribosome. Gene Ontology annotation, biological process: maturation of SSU-rRNA. Lineage: Eukaryota; Metazoa; Chordata; Actinopteri; Cyprinodontiformes; Poeciliidae. Gene Ontology annotation, molecular function: protein binding; snoRNA binding. The transcript is spliced from 27 exons.